Messenger RNA from Elaeis guineensis (African oil palm), 1078 nucleotides. RefSeq names its product FAD-linked sulfhydryl oxidase ERV1. The record is from RefSeq and is a predicted model, not a curated record. Gene Ontology annotation, molecular function: flavin adenine dinucleotide binding; flavin-dependent sulfhydryl oxidase activity. NCBI's taxonomy places the organism in Eukaryota, Viridiplantae, Streptophyta, Magnoliopsida, Arecales, Arecaceae. Gene Ontology annotation, cellular component: mitochondrion.
GAAUCGUCCCUAAACAAGCCCUUGGUAUUACUUUCCGAGACACCCACGGAUAGGCUUCAUCAAACUACAUCUCUGUCUCGUCCAUGGUUAACGGAACCCAAAACCAUGGGCCCAAACCUCUUCCGCCACCCACCGGAUUAGGAAGAAUAGUGUGCUCUUCUCUAGAGCAGCCUAACAAUUUUACCAUACUUCAAACCUCGCAGACUCCAUUGCCUCCUGUUCUCCUACGAAACCGAGAAGUCCCCUUUUUGAGUCACAAAACGUCGUCUUUUUGCCCCAGCCGCGGGUGGCCGUUGCCGUGUCUAUAUCUGCGCCGGCUUCCCCCUUGGCCGCCCUCCACGGCUCGGCCGAGAUGUCCGAAAACCCAAUCCAGGCCAUCCUAAAAACCUUCGACUCCUUCGCCCAUGGCUUCCAAGCCCAUCUCUCCCACCUCUUCUCUGACCUCCAGACCUCCUCCUCUCCUAUAAGGUCCCGAGCUCCUAAGCCCCUCACGCUGGAUGAGUCCGCCAUCCUUCAAUCAGUGGAGGACGUCUCAGUGCCCGCUUCGCUCGCCAAGAAGAAAUCUGUUACUCCUUUGACGAAAGAAGAGAUCGGGAGGGCUACGUGGACGCUGCUUCACAGUAUAGCAGCCCAGUUUCCAGACCAACCAACUAGACAACAAAAACGAGAUGCAAAAGAACUGAUGGCCAUAAUAUCUCGACUUUACCCAUGUAAAGAAUGUGCAGAUCAUUUUAAAGAAGUGUUGAAAGCAAAUCCUGUACAGGCAGGAUCGCAGGCUGAGUUUUCUCAGUGGCUAUGUCAUGUACACAACGUUGUGAAUCGAAGCCUCGGGAAACUGACAUUCCCCAGCGAAAGAGUGAAUGCAAGAUGGGGUAAACUGGACUGCGAGGAUGGUGGUUGUGAUGUUGAAGGCAGUUAGUUCUUGCGCGCAUGCGCCCAGAGAGAGAGAGAGAGAGUAACAAAUAUAGACCAAUAUUUUGUACAGGAUAAUAGAAUAGAAAACGUCAUGGAAUAUUUUCCACCUUUCAUACAAACGUACACACACAUACAGAGAGAGAGAGAGAGAGAGAGAGAGAGA